AACGCGCAGGCGUAAAAAGUUAGUGUUUCUAUCUGCACCAGAAAGGGAAGGGGGAUUUAAAACCAGGCUGACAAAAAUGAGAAGGGUUGGAAAUUCUCCAUAUCCACAAUCAAUUGUUUUAUCUAAGUUAGUUAGCUAUAUGUUUACAAUAUUUACCUGGUCGCUACUGCAUAAAAUUCUGCUUACUAAUUUUAGCUAGCAAGAAAGUUGCUUAAUUGUUGGCUACAAAGAAAGCGAACUUGUCUAAAUUUGUAUUUAUAGAGGGAUAUCUAGCGUUAAACUAUAAUGCAAUCAUUGAUUGUUGACAUUAUAUUUAUCCAAUUUAGCUGGCUAGACAUUCUGCACGUGACUACUGAGUUUGGAACGUUGGAUCACAUCAAACAAUAAUAAAACGGAGAUAGCUAGCGUACUAUCUAGCUUGUUAGCACGCUAGCUUGCUUCCGCGCUUGCUAGCUAGUUCUUCUACCAGCGUGCACAUUACCUCCGUUACUUUGUGGAUUCCUCUGUCAAGAUAAUUAACUUGACCUCGUUCCUUUUGUACAGUGGAUCUGUAUAUAUAUUUGUUUUGGAACCAACUAGCAGUUGGCUAAUGAUGGGGCCCCGACAUAGUUAGCCAUCUGAUACAAAUCAUGGGAGGAUGUGUUGGGAGAGAACGCGAGGACACACAGGGCCACGGUUCAUCCAGGAGCGGUGGAAGGACACACCGAAAACGUGGAGGUCGCAAUGAGCCCCUCAAGAAGGACAAGCCCAAGUGGAAGAGUGACUACCCCAUGACGGAGGGCCAGCUCCGCAGUAAGAGGGAUGAAUUCUGGGACACGGCCCCAGCUUUCGAGGGACGCAAGGAGAUAUGGGACGCCCUGAAGGCGGCCACUGUGGCCCUGGAGUGCAACGACCACGAGCUGGCCCAGGCCAUAGUGGAUGGAGCCAACAUCACACUGCCUCACGGGUCCCUGACAGAGUGUUAUGACGAGCUAGGUAGCUGCUACCAGCUGCCCGUCUACUGCCUGGCCCCUCCGGUCAACCUGAUCUCGGAGCGCAGCGACGAGGACCCCAGUGACAACCCCGAGCCCACCGCUGCCCCCAAGAAGGAGUUCCAGCUCAAGGUGCGCCUUUCCACGGGCAAGGACCUGCGCCUUAGCGCUAGCAUGGCCGACCCCAUCGGGCAGCUGAAGAAGCAGCUGCAGGCCCAGGAGGACAUCGACACAGCCCACCAGCGCUGGUUCUUCUCGGGCAAGCUGCUCACGGACAAGACCCGCCUGCAGGACACCAAGAUCCAGAAGGACUUUGUCAUCCAGGUCAUCGUCAAUCCGCAAGCCCCCAUUAACUAGGUCCCAGAUGAGAGUAGGAGUGAAGAGGAGGGGUGAUGGAGAGACCGGACUGGAAUAGAGGAACCCUGGAUAAUGGCUUUACCGCUGCUCUUUAAAACGGGGAGGUGAUUUGGGGAAUUAUAAGAGAUGAAUAACAGAAGGGAGAUACUCCAAAGUGCUGCUUUUCAAUGUCUACCAUUAAAGAGUGUGAUUAUAUUUUUGAGUGCGUGACUUCACUGUGGGAGGGUUGGUUGGUCGAUUUGAUUGAUCUAGCCAGACCAGACCACUCACUCUGAGAAGGGUGUUCUGUGUCACUCACCACACUAACUCUGGAGUCACACAGUCCACUGAGACCUCUACCCUCCUCCCCCUGCAAAAAUGACCCGACCCAAAUCACAGCAGAAUUGCCCCACACUGCAGGUGUGAACUGCAUGGCAUGUGCAAGGGGUCUGCGCCUGCACUAAUGGUAACUAAGUGCCAAUAUAAAUCACAGAGUAAUUUGGAUCGGUUGUAAAGCACAUCGUCCCCGUCAUAGAUUCCUACCAUGAUCCUCCCUCAAGUGAAAUACAAACUAUUUUUCUCAUUCUUAUUCUUUUAAUAAGCUUUUUUUGCACACUUGAUUAUACUUGCGUAGUAGUUUGUGUGCCUUCAAGGAAGAAAGCGAAACAAAAUCCCAGGGGGAAAACUCUAGUUUUACUGCUAAAGCCUUCUGUCUCUAGAUUCAGGAAUAAUCUUUUCAUAGAUCUAUAAAAAUCCGAAGUAUACUGCUGCCUUUUCCGAUCGUUUGUCUUGUCAGUCGUUGAAGUUCAAAUUUACUGUGGUGUUUUCCUGGCUGUUUUCCAUGUGUGGUCCCCCUAUUUCUUUAGUUUUUUUUAUGUACUGUAAAGUGACUAUGAUUAGAGCCCAGCCCUCAUGCUGUGCCACAUAACAAUCCUGAGGUGAAAUGUGAAGCUAUAGUGAAGAUGAUUGGAGAAUGCCUCUGUUUUUAAUAUACAUUGAGUGUACAAAACAUUAGGAACACCUUCCUAAUAUUUAUUUGCACCCCCUUUUACAGUCUCAAUUCGUCAGUGCAUGGCCUCUACAAGUCGUUCAAAGCAUUCCACAGUAUAGCUGGCCCAUGUUGACUCCAUUACUUCCCACAGUUGUGUCAAAUUGGCUGAAUGUCCGUUGGGUGGUGGACCAUUCUUGAUACACACAGGAAACUGUUGAGCGUGGAAAAACCCAGCAGCGUCGCAGUUCUUGACACACUCAAACCGGUGUGCCUGGCACCUACUACCAUACCCCGUUCAAAGGCACUUAAAUCUUUUGUUUUGCACAUUCACCUUCUGAAUGACACACAAACACAAUCCAUGUCUCAUUUGUGUCAAGGCUUAAAAAAAAUCCUUCUUUAACCUGUCUCCUCCCUUUCAUCUACACUGAUUUUUCAAGUGGAUUUAACAAGUGACGUCAAUAAGGGAUCAUUGCUUUCGCCUGGUCAGUCUCAUGGAAACAGCAGGUGUUCCCAAUGUUUUGUACACUCACGGAAGUGUACAAAAUGUGCUUGUCUGUCUCAGGUGCUCCUUUAUAUCUGUCCUUUUUGCUUUUCUACCUCGCUCUCUCUCUCCCUCUAAGCACUUUGGGCCCCCCUCCCCCAUAACCUGAGGCUUCACUAGACAGACCUAUAGUCUUCACUAGCAGGGUGGUCAAGCUAAUUUUGGAUCCCCUUGUAUCCGGCUGUCGACGCGGAUUCUGAGCCCCAGCCAGCCAACCCAGCGUAAAGUUAGCUGACCAGAGCUUAGUCCAUUCAGCACAUAGACCGUAAUCCAUCCCCUUCCUCCCACACAAACAAAAGCCAGGCCAAGCUGACUCUCUGAGCAGUAGCUGUCCUGGUAUGCCUCUGAGCCGGGGCUGCCAUGGAGAUGGCAAGAGGGUAGGAAUUGUUUCCCUUAACCACCAGACCCCCAAUCCUAACCUUAACCAUGAGGGGGGAUGAAAACAAUCUGACCCUGUAUGAGGGGUUAGAAGCAUCUUCUCUUUGAACUACUCUGUAGGGAUGAUAGAGGGGCGAGGAUGUCUUUGCAGGAGGGUUCCCAACAAACUGCUGCUGCUCACUCAUUUGACUGCAGGCCAGAUCGCGAAGAAGCAAACCAGACGGUAGUGAAGUUCAAUUCCCCUCUAGCCUUAAUGUGGCCUACAUUUUUUUUUUUACAUAGAACAUACUUGUUGGUGGACGGUUAAGCUGGAGAUGGAAAGACCUGUACCGUGCUAUUGUCAUUGUGGUUAUGCUAUCAUUUUAGGUUUUUAUUUUUGUCUGCAUAGGCAUCAUUUGAACAUCAUCCAUUUAGCUUCAACAGUUGAUCCAUACCGUGCUGGGAAUAUAUUGAACAUUUUUAUGCAAACUUGAAUAAGUAUUUCUCUCAACUUACAAUAUAUUUAUGUGCAAUACAGAAUAGACGUUGAUUCUUCCCAUAUUUCAUAUGUAUCGUAGCAUUAGCUAUGACUAUUGUAAACGUUCUCUUAACACAGAACUUCACGUAGGAGCCUGCUAUGUUCACAUUGCGUUGUCAUUGAACAAUCAACUUUCUUUGACCUUGUCCAGAGUUUCAUAUUGCCUUUGUCUCUGUUUGAAAUGUUGUCUCUCCUCGAAAAGUGUUUCAAAUGGCAACAUCUUUCUUUUAAUGGCAUGACCUCACUAUGAUAAUCAUGUACUUUCUGUGAAUUGGCUCGGUCCCUGAGGUUAGCACAUCAUUUGGGCUCAUAAGACCCAUCUUAGCAAUAGAGCCUCUUUUUACAAUCUCGACCCAUGUUCUGUUAGCUGGGUUGUUACCCUUUUUCUCAGAAUGUGGCUCAAAUGUUGGCUUCAACUACGGUAAUUUGUAGUCGUAUGAGAGCCGUAACAAGAUACGUCGGUUUAACAUCAAGGUACAAUCCCUACACGAGACAGCAUAAAAAUAUAAACCUCACUGUAAUCAGUGUGAGGGAUCUGCUCGAUACUGCCAGUAUGGACAAAUCUGAUACCGCAGAGCAUUGACAUCACCCAAGGGCCGUUGGUUCGAUCCAGGCCAGGGGAGCAGGAGAGCGAGGAAUAAAGAGACUCCUUUUGUUUCUUCUGAGCCCUGUGUACCUCCCAUCACCGCAGUUGGACAUUUUCAACAACUGUCUAGGAAUGAUCCCGUAUGCAGACAAUUAAUCAGACACUAUGUUUUUCGGGGUUUUAGUAAGAACGUGCAAGUAUAUUUUACUGUACAUGUUUGAUCAUUUGGGGUUCAGGUCAGGAGUUUCAUUUGUGUCUUUCUGUAGUGUCCAUAGUCAUCGUAUUAGUUAUGGUACACAAGUGGACUAAAGCAAGCAGGUAAAAAGCCAUAUGGCCACAGAUAUUUGAGUUCUUUUGUGGACUACUAAAGGACACAAUGUAUACUGCUUUGUUUUCCUCUCGAACCUCAGAUACUAAGAAGCCAUUGCAUUUUAAUGAAGCGUUUUUCACCGGGGUGAAUCGAGAGGCACCCCCUUCCUCAACAGCUCAAAGCAGAAACAUGCUAAUUGCGCUUUUGAUGAUGUCAAUGAGGAUAUAGCCGUAUAAAGAUCUGUAUAUUUAGUCAUUUUGAAAAAUAAGUGAUUUAUUAGAUUUCUGAUAAUUAAAUAUGGCUACGACUUGUUUUACAAGUGACGUGUACAUUUAUAAGCUGAUUUCAUUUUCAACCUUAUUUUUAACUGUCAAAUAAAAUGAUUGGAAAAAUAAA
Messenger RNA from Salmo salar (Atlantic salmon), 5026 nucleotides. RefSeq names its product ubiquitin domain-containing protein 1. Gene Ontology annotation, molecular function: protein binding. The record is from RefSeq and is a predicted model, not a curated record. NCBI's taxonomy places the organism in Eukaryota, Metazoa, Chordata, Actinopteri, Salmoniformes, Salmonidae.